UCACGAAAAACUCCGAAGCCUUGGCACAGCACGUAACAUCACUUGUUACCAGGCAGACAGCUUUUCCAACAUGGCAGCGUCAAGCAACGCAGAGCAAACGCAGUUGCAAGAUAUGGAGGAGGAAGAUGCAGGGAUGGAGGAGAGGGAUAUGGAAUCGGGCGACGAGCCGGAGGAGGGCAUGAGAGAAGACAAUUCAGACGAAGAAGAGGACGAUUCUUCGGAAGACGAGAAAGAAAAUGAAGCUGAGAUCCAACGGUUGGAGGAGCAGCUGUCAAUCAAUGCUUUCGACUACAACUGCCACGUGGAUCUCAUCAAACUACUCAAGCAGGAGGGCGAACUUUCCCGUCUGCGAAAGGCAAGGCAGAAGAUGAGUGAGCUUUUCCCACUCACUGAAGAGAUCUGGCUAGAUUGGCUCAAGGAUGAGAUCCGUCUGACUGAAGAGGAGCCAAACCGGGAGAAAGUAUACGAACUUUUUGAGAAAGCUACAAAAGACUAUAUUUGUCCAGAUAUCUGGCUUGAAUAUGCUCAGUAUUCAAUUGGUGGCAUGGGCUCACCAGGUGGGAUGGACAAGGUGAGAUCCAUCUUCGAGAGAGCGGUGACAGCGGUGGGGCUUCACAUGACCAAGGGACAGAUGGUGUGGGAGGCGUACAGAGAGUUUGAGAAUGUCAUUCUGUCCACAGUACAGCCUCCCCCUGGCAGGAUUCCCAGCCGCGAGGAGCAGGAUCUGUUGAAAACUCAGCUUGAUCGUAUCCAUACGCUGUUUCGCCGCCAGCUGGCCAUCCCCUUAAUGGACAUGGAAGCCACCUAUGCAGAGUAUGAGGAGUGGUCUGAACAUGGGGUGGCUGAGACGGUCGUACAUCAGUACAAAAAGGCUUUGCAGCAGUUGGCCAAGUGCAAAUCUUUAGAAGAAUCACUGAUAGUAGCAGAGCCUCCUAAACUGGCAGAGUAUCAGUCCUACAUCGACUUUGAACUAAAGGAGGGCGACCCAGCACGGGUCCAGAUCAUCUUUGAGCGGACCCUGGCAGAGAACUGCCUGGUACCAGACAUGUGGGCAAAAUACACCACCUAUCUUGAUCGUCAGCUGAAGAUCAAAGAUUUGGUUCUCUCCUCUCAUGAACGUGCCGUCAGGAACUGUCCCUGGACCAUGGGUCUGUGGAAGAGCUACCUGCUAGCUCUGGAGAGGCAUGGAGCUGACCAUCACACUGUCUCAGAUGUUUUUGAGAAGGCACUGAAUGCAGGUUUCAUUCAAGCGACAGAUUAUGUGGAAAUUUGGCAGGCACACCUUGACUACCUGAGGAGACGUGUGGAUUUCAGCAAAGAAUCAAGUAAAGAGUUGGAGGAGCUACGAGGAGCUUUCUCUCGGUCUUUGGACUACAUGAAACAAGAUGUGGAAGAAAGAUUUGGUGAAAGUGGAGAUCCUUCUUGUAUCAUAAUGCAGAUCUGGGCAAGGAUAGAGGCCCUACACUGCAAGAACAUCCAAAAAGCCAGAGAACUGUGGGACAGCAUCAUGACGAAAGGGAACGCUAAAUAUGCUAACAUGUGGCUGGAGUACUAUAACCUCGAAAGGUCUUAUGGAGACCCCGUUCACUGUCGGAAAGCUCUCCACAGAGCAGUGCAGUGCACCACAGACUACCCUGAGCAUGUGAGUGAAGUCCUGCUCACAUUCGAGAGGGUGGAAGGUUCUCUGGAGGACUGGGACGUGGCAGUGCAGAAGACCGAGACCCGGCUGAACAGGAUUAAUGAGCAACGAGCAAAGGUGGCUGAGAAAGAAGCCAACCUGGCUCGCCAAGAGGAAGAGAAAGCCGAUCAGCGGCGGAAGACCAAGGUUGACAAGAAGGCUCAGAGGAAGGUCCAGAAGGGAUCUCGAGUUGGGGAGAAGAGGAAAGCAGAGCAGGAUGAUUAUCAAGAUGAGUGGAAUGAUAACUCUGAACAAGAACAACAACCUAAAAAGCACAGAGGAAAUGGGGACCAAACCACAGAAGAGUACAUGGAGACCGAGACAGGACUCUUUGGGAGGAACGCUCGCCCUGGCUACAAGCCUCCUCCACCCGGCAAUAAAAGAGCCCAGCAGGGAGCUGCAGCCGGCGAACAGCAGAGCGAUGACAAGCAAGAGCUUCGCAACGAUAACAGCAGCGUAUUCAUCAGCAACCUGGCAUACACCCUGAAGGAGCCAGAGGCAAAGCUCAGGACCCAGUUUGAGACCUGUGGUCCCAUCAAACAGGUUCGCCCCGUCUUCGGCAACAAAGGGACCUUCAAAGGCUACGGCUAUGUACAGUUUGAAUCCCCAGUGUCUGUCCCUGAAGCCCUAAAGCUGGACCGACGGGAGGUGGAGGGCAGGCCCAUGUUUGUGUCACCUUGUGUCGACAAAAACAAAAAUCCUGACUUUAAGGUGUUUAAAUACAACACAUCCAUAGAGAAACAAAAAAUCUUCAUCUCUGGGCUGCCGUUCACGUGCACUAAAGAGCAACUGGAGGAAAUCUGCAAAAGUCAUGGCAUCAUCAAAGAUAUUCGUCUGGUCACGUAUCGCUCAGGAAAACCCAAGGGUCUGGCAUAUGUUGAGUUUGCAGAUGAAGCCCAGGCAUCUCAGGCAGUUCUGAAAAUGGACGGCAUGACUAUAGAGGACAACAAAAUCUGUGUUGCUAUAAGUAACCCUCCUCGCAGAAAUAUGAUGGAUAAACCUGGUUCCAACAGGCCCACGGACAUGAUGCCUCGCCAGGUCUUUGGAUCGAGAGGCAGAGGACGCACCCAGCUCUCAUUACUCCCUCGUUCCCUGCACCGACAAAGUGGGCCUGGAAGCAAAGUCGAGAACGGGACUGCGGCUGAGCAGGUUCCAGAAACAGCUAGCACAGUAGUGAAUGCAGUCGGAGAGACGAAACCUUUGUCAAAUUCAGACUUUGCCAGGAUGCUUCUCAGCAAGUGAGAAGAUGGAGAGAAUUACGACUGACUUCACACUGAAAACCGUCUUGUGUCCUUAAAAAUCAGUGUUAGUGAUUUUUCUGUAAUUAGUUACCCAACUUCCCUUUAAUCUCAGUCCUGUUCUCAUCAUCCGUUCUGCGAGAUUUGCCUUAAUCGCUGAGCUCCUGCUCUCCAUGGGAAAGCCUUUUUGCUCAAGACUUUUCACCAGUGUGACAGAUAGUUUUUGUUUAGUUUAGUUUGUUGAAGGUGGUUGGCUGGCUAUUUUAUAAAAAAAAAAAGUGUAUCAUAUUUGUGUGUAAAUAUACUGUAUCUAAAAUUGUAUGCCUCAUGUUGCAAAGUGUCUUCUUUUGUUGUAUAAUGUGAAAGGAAUCUGAGA
This is a messenger RNA of Sander lucioperca (pikeperch), 3292 nucleotides long. It is a transcript of the gene sart3, whose product is annotated as spliceosome associated factor 3, U4/U6 recycling protein. Lineage: Eukaryota; Metazoa; Chordata; Actinopteri; Perciformes; Percidae. Bases 71 to 2920 code for a protein of 949 amino acids. Gene Ontology annotation, molecular function: RNA binding; protein binding. The transcript has 19 exons. Gene Ontology annotation, biological process: RNA processing. The record is from RefSeq and is a predicted model, not a curated record.